AUGUGGAAUGAUGUAAGCUGUGGUACUUGCAAUAACUAUACCUGUUCAGAAGGUUUGUGGGUGACUUACCUCUUUUAUAUACCAACUUUUGUACGCUAUAUACAGUUAAAAUAGUGUGACGGGACGCGUGAGCGUAACCCGUUUGCUAUAGUGAGAACUUAGUGUAAAAAUUUAAAAAUAUACAUAUACAAUAAUAAAAAAAAGCACUGUAAAUAAUGCUCCAAAAGAAAAUAAAACUAUUCAAGAUAUCUAGGAUCUAAAAUGAUAAUUAUAAAGUCUUUAAAGUUCUCUUAAGUAAAUUACUUAUUCGGCUGUAAAAAAAUUCAUUGACGACUACUUCAUACCCACAAAAGUCCAAAAGAUGUUGAAGGAAGAGAGUUAAUAAUUUCGAAAGCGAUAAUCAUUGUUCAUGUUGCAACUUUAAACGUUCUAAAGUUGUUUAGUGUUCGCGAGAGUACAGAAUUCUGCAUGUUAUAUAAAAAAACUCCCGUACUCUUUACUUUCGACCAACUGCUUCAGCUGGACUUCUAAGUCUGGGCAUCACCCCCCAAGUACGUCCAUUAUGAUAUUAUAUUGUUUCACUUCAUAUCCUUGGUACUUCUGCUUUAACUCCGGUCCCAACGGAGCGGUUCGUAUUGCGUGGUUUUCUCCUCCUCCUUUUUCUCCCGGCCUGUAACCCAUGAGCAGGUCAUCUCAAGCGUUAUAACUUCCUUUAACUCGUGUUUGAUAAUGCGAGCAUGAAUUCUGUUGGCUUCAACUUCUUGGUGCUCCGCAAAUAGGGGGACAUCCCAGAAGACUUGCGCAUCGUUCGCCUCGUACCCUGGCUUCGGUUUCAGUGGCGGGUACCAAGGUGGCACCGAGUCUCUGACAAGACCUAGGUCUUGCAAAAUCUCGAAGAAAAGUAUCUUCAGGGCUGCAUUAUUAUGUCGAGUAAUGUACUUGUUCUGUGCAAGGGCAGUACAACAAGCCAGGACAUGAGCGACACUUUCAGGGGCCUUAUUACAUAGCCUGCAGGUUACCUCACCCAUCACAUCCGUGUGCUUUUUCUGGCAGUCAUACAACCUCGUAGGUAUUAUUAUUAUUAUUAUUAUUAUUAUUAUUAUUAUCAUUAUUAUUAUUAUUAUUAUAAACGUUUUCAAUGUUAUCAGGAGCCGAUAUUAUUAAUUGCUUCCUACACUCUCCUAGAACCGGGGCCAAUCCAUGGUCCUGAGGUACCAGGGGAGUUUUUUAUUUGAUGGACACUGAGAAACCUUCUCAGUAUGUGCGCCGUUCCUAGCAGGAUGAUCUUUUGCAGCUCGUUAAUGUUACUGGCUCCAGGAAUCUUACCUAAAUUCUGCCCCAUUCCCUCUCUAAUAAGUCCCAGUGCACCAACAAUAACCGGCACAGUCUCUGUCCUCAUUCCCCACAUUCUCGUGGAUUCAAUCUCAAGAUCUUUGUAUUUUGAAAGCUUUUCAAUGACUUUCGUCGCGGUGUUUCGGUCGGAUGGUAGCGAUACAUCUAUAAGUUUGCAACAUUAUUAUUGUUAUUAUUAUUAAUAUUACUAUUGUUAGUAUUCAUUAGUUCCUAUUCAAAAGCAAUUUCCGAUUUGCCCCAAGCCUGUUUCAAAAAGAGAUUAUAAAACUACUUCCUCAUGAAAGGGUUUGCUCUUGACCUCAUUUUGAAAGUGUGGGUUUUUAGAAAUCGAAAAUGGUCUAUUUUAAUGUUUCCAGGCGUUAAGAGUUAUUUUUAUUUAUUUUAUUUGUAUUUUCAGAGAAGAUCCUAAUUUACUUUCACCAAUUUACACCACAAUAACCAAUAGGCCAUUUGCACGAUGAUGUCAUUUACUACUACUUCCAGAAUCCUUCAGGGUAUUGCUUUCUUAUGCAAAUUACAGCUUUUGUUAUGUAAACCUCCCUGGGAUUAGCAAAUUUAAAUAUGAAAGAAAAAACGAAAUGAAUUCUGGUCCUAGUAGUAAAAAAUCGUCAUCGUGCAAGUGGCCCAUUUCUUUGGCUUCUCAGGUGACAAAAAGUUUGAGUUUCAAGUGUAAGGGGAUGUUUACAUUAGAAAACUCGCACCGGCGCGAGUUUCAUACCAAGAUGACUUUUUGAUUUCGUAUCGCGUUUACAUGACGACUGGGCUUUUUCGUAUCUCGUUAGUUGAAGGUACACGUCAUGUUAAUAAAAUACACGUGUACCCGUUUAAGUCUACCGGCAGAGCGAUUUCACACCGAAACGGGUGGUCGUUUCGCGUUUACAUGAUACCGUUGCGAGAUUUCGUACCGGAGUGAAAUUCUCGCCCCGGUACAAGAACCGGGGUGAACUCACGCCGGGGUGACUCGCGCCGGCAUGACAUUUUGUGGUGGUAUCAUGUAAACAAAUAUAGAGCUAUGAGAGGGAACCUGAGUGAACUCGCUCCGGGGCGAAAGUCGCCCCGGCUUCAUAUAAACACCCCCCAAAUAUGUUUGUUGCAGAAAUAGUAUAAAUUAAAGGAUUAGUCUACAAAGAAAAAUAUGCACUACUUUUGUGAAAAAGAGGAUACAUAAGUGGGUGCUUUUAGCACUGCAUCACCCCCUCAUACACAACAGUUUUCGUGCUGAUUGAAUAAUAUGAGCAAAGAUUUUAAUUUUUAUUCUUUUGUUAAAAAAGUUGAUUGACAAUCGAUCGUUUCAUUAUUUGUUUUGCAGGUUGAUUGACUGAACGAUUGUUUUAUAUUCGUUUUUAAAAUUAGAUUAUGAUGAAUGUGGAGGAAACAAUAACCAUUGUCAUCAGAACGCCAUCUGCACAAACACCAUUGGCUCCUAUAGCUGCCGGUGCUCCGUAGGAUAUGCCGGUGAUGGCUUACUUUGCAGAGGUAUUAUGUUCAAAGCCCCAAGUUUUAGUUUUUCGUUUAAUUCAUGAAGCAUAAUUAUCAAAGGAAACUCGUCCAAUGGUAAACAGACAUCUCUUGUGAGUUUAAGGCUAGCUACAACCCUGGUCAAAACGUCUUGGGACACUGGAGGAAAUUUGGCACAAAGACGCACUUUGCUAAAUUAACUCAUAUUCUACCUCUUAAAAAAGCUUGGGGAUGUUGUUAUAAGAGGCUAUUUCUGCUGUCCCCCUCUCCCCCAAGCAGUGUUGAUUCUGUUGAAUUAAAACUUGAAUACAUAACGUCAACACUGCACCGAGGGGGAAGGGUGGAGGGAAGAUGCCUCAAUUUGACGAGCUAUUGCGUUAGUGUCCCAAGAGUUUUGACCCGGGUUGUAGAAUAAAGUAGAAUAAGCAUGCUUUCACCGUAAAAUUGCGUGAAAAUGUAUUUUUCAAAGAACUCUUCAGAGGGGUUUUAAAUAGUGAGCAGCGUAUAAUAGUAGUGAAAUAAGGGUUUAAAUAUAGGCUGGAAUAAAUUAGGUGGGAAGUCUUCUCAGCAAUUUUUUUUUUCUAAUUUCAGAGAUGAUAAAAUUUGCACAUUAUUUCCUAAUCUCUAUGAAUAACAGCAAUAAAGUUUAUUAACUAUCCUUAUUUUAUAGUUCAUAGGUAUACAGACCAUACUAUAACUUUAAAUACAGCCCAAAAAGAGAACUAAGUAAAAGUUCAUAGAAUAAGAACAUGUAUGUACGGUUGUUGUAUUUCCCUGCAAUUUCAAAAUCUAAGCUCUUGUAGACUGAGUAGCUUAUCGCUCUGGGUUCGACGUUCUCGACAAACCCGAGUGGGGUCGCUUGCUGCGCCGGCUAAAGCUUUCGGGGAUUCAUUAUGUGAGGCUUUUUUUUUGUAUACUGAUGGGGCCUGUAGUGUAUUAAAACCGGAUGUUUGAGUUAACCGGAAGUUUAUGUAUUGGACAUCCCACAAUACCAUGCGUGCUCGGUUACGAGUAUUAGAAGACCAGAGAAGCGUGUUGAACUUAUGUUCGGUUUUUGUUGUAAUCUUGUAACAUCGUGAUUGUAAAGCAUUAAAAUACGGAAUUUAACAGGGCCACCAUUCCAGAAGCUUCAAAAUCCGACGGUACUUUCUAAAGAGAAAUUUUCCUUGCUUCAGAUGUCGACGAAUGCUCUUCAGGUCACCAGUGUGACAGCAGUGCGACAUGUUACAAUACAGAUGGAUCCUACACGUGCACAUGUAACAGCGGCUUCACGGGAGAUGGACGAACCUGUCGAGGUACGAGCCUUUGAAUAAAUACUGAAUACUGUAAACGACAGUUCUCUAAAGCUUUUCGAUAAAUUAGGUUGGCUGCUAAUAGGUGACAUCAUACGUAUAAGGAAACUUCUCAUACACAAAGUGGCUCAAGAUCAUCGUCCUGAUUAUUUCACGUCCUUUUUAAAACAUUUCCGUUCUUCACAUGCUCAUAGUACUAGAUCCGCCGCCAAUAACAACGUUCUACCAUCUCUCUGUUAAAGAAACUCAGGAGUUAGUGUAGGAAGUUCGCAACCGCUUGUCGUUUAUAGAAUAAGUUAGGUCACUCAUAUAUAGAGACAUCGUUUCCUUUGCAAUGUUCAGAAAAACACUACAGGAUAAGUUUACCAAUUAAGACAACGUCUCAUUAGCACAUUUUAAGGUUUUCAGAUCCUUUCAGACAUUUAUGGAAGUUGUAUCAUUUUAUUUAAAAAUUUUUCAUAACUAACUGACCUGUUGCGUGGAGGUCCAUUAUAAAAAGUUAACCCGGUAAACGGUAAUGUUUCCACCCUCGUGGUUCUUGUUGUUCUUCUCGUUCUUGUUGUUGUUCUUCUUCUACUGAUGUCGUUUAAGAAGAAACAAAAAGCAAACUGCGGUGAUAAACGUAAGGAAAUAUAAAAGGAAGAAAAAAGACUUUAACUUGACGUUUCGUAUGUUUCAAACAUGUACAUUUUCAGCAGCGGCCCGUCACCCCUCCUUAUAUUUAGGCUGAACUGAAGCCCCUAGGGUUAAAUAAAAUCAUUUUCUCAGCCGAGCCCUCUACUUACUUGCAGAUCUGAAUUUGCCACUGUUUACAUGCACAGAAUUGAAAUGCAUCUCUUCUCAGCGGUCUACUACUGUUCUUGUUAGGUCAGUCACUCCUAAGUCAGUCACUCCUAUGACUAUGACAUUCGUUGACAAAAAAGAUGGUCCAGCUUGAAAUAAAUAAAAGUCUUCUUAUCUUCCAGAUGUUGAUGAAUGCUCACUCAAUACCCAUGACUGUCACUCCCAUGCAAUCUGCACUAACAUAGAAGGCUCAUUUACUUGCAAGUGCGACGUGAAUGUACGUUACAUUGGUGACGGGAAAACAUGCACUCUUCCUCGUAAGCCGAAUUAUAUGUUUUAAUUCAUUUUAAUUCUCUUCGUUUUACCACUCUGCCAAUUGUUAACUUCUACUUUGUGGGAAAAGGUAUCCACCAAUAUUUAUGUCGCCAAAGAGCAAUCCCUUGCCUGCCUGUCGAUUAUCUUGAUUAUGCUCUUGUCCAAGAGUAUACUCUUAAUGAAAUUUCAAAUGCACCGCAAGCGAGAUUUUCUUGUUUAUUUUUUUGGUUGCUUCUGACUUUCUUGGGUACUUUAAUUUUGAGUGCUUUUUAGGCUAACCUCGCCCAUAUUUUUAAUAAGUCAAUAGUUUUUGGUUUUGGUUUGUUUUUUUUUUUUUCAGGUAUAGCAAAUACUGGAGUCGUUGUCAGUUUUCGAAAUACAGCAUCUUUUAACAGCAUGAAUUUCUGAUUUACUUUUUUUUUACCAGGUGGUCUCGAUGACUCCGUUAUUUUAGCGAAUGAUGCCAGCAAGAUAUCGCAGUUAAAUACCUGGCUUCUUCCGCACUUGCAAAGUCCAGAAAGAAGUUAUUGGAGACUGUGUUAUAGAGCCUCUUAUCAUGGCUGGAGUUCACAGACCUUUCACAGCUAUUGCGAUAACAAAGGACCCACUGUAACAAUUGUUAGGGUCGGGAUCUAUAUUUUUGGAGGCUACAACGACAGGUCAUGGCAGUGUAAGUCUUUGAAAUAGCUAAGAUACGAAGAAGGUAUCAACCAGUUAAACUGAAUUAAAACCGGAGGUUAUUAACCCCAAAUGUAAAAGGAAGGAGAGACUGGGUCUUUACAAUUUUCGCAAAUAGUUCAAAACAAGUCUAGUCUUAACUAGAUUGUCAUUAAUCACUCGCAAGACUGCUAAUUGGAGAGGAUUUUGUGGUAAGAGUUUAAUCAAAUACUCGCAACCUGACAAUCUACUCCAAAGUCACAACAUUGCUGAAGCAUGAACUGCAUUCUAAAAAUUUGCGAACGUUAUUAUUGAGAAAAAUUACUCACAACCAGUAGUUUUGAUUGGCACAAUCUGGCACAUUUUCCAUGCAUUAUCGGUGAUGACAACUGUUUUAGCCACUGGUCCCUCUACAACGGCUUGGCCGUGCGUUUUCUUGAACGAUCGGGGAUUAUACGUAUCCAGAUCUAGAAAAAUAAAUGUUUGUUCGGCUUAAAACGCUUCGAACAUGCCACCAAAAAACUGUGCUGAGUCCUCGAGCUGCUUUAUUUAUAAUUUAUUUAUCUAUUUAUUUUUUAUCAAGCGCGUUUGAGGUGGAGUAUGGGGCUUAGUGGAGAAGGUCGGGCUUAAUACUGCUGUACUGCAGCUGGUUCUACCAGGUCUUUUUCUUGAAAACUGAGACGGGUGGACCGCCGUUUCUUAUAAAUUUUCUAAUGGAAAAGCCCUGGGGACAAAGUUGGUGGCAACUUGUGAUGCUCCAAUUCAUGACGAUUUGAGCGUGAUUUAUGUGGUACUUCACACAUUAUAUUCUACUUCCCUGCUCUCAGUAUUUACUAACCCCACCACCGUUUCCUAAAAAUACACCAUUUUACUGCUGUGGGCUUAGUAUCCUAGACUUUGAGCGUGAGUGUGAGACUGAGGUUGACCAUGAUAGAUAGAUAAUUAGAUAGUUUAGUUACUAAUACUUUGCGGCCCAAAGGCUGAAUUGCGUAUUUACAAAUGAUGCAAUUGAUAAAAUGUGUAUAUAAAACUAAUUACAGUAAAUAAAAAAGUGUGAAAAAUGUGAUAAAAAGUCUAAAAAUCUACGUACAGGAUCUAAUAAUAAAACUAUUCCUAAAACGAUCGGUCUUGCAUUUAUGUACAAUGAAGCGGCUGUUGCACCCUAGAGCAUAACCAUGUUUUGAUACAAACCUCCUUUGUUUUCUUAUGGAAAUUAUACUUAAAAAGUAUUAGUUAGAAUUAAAAAAAAAACACGAUUUACAUAUUAAGAAAGCAGAAAUGGUUGUAUGAAAGCAAGGUCCACUCCAGCCUCGUUUCCAUCCAUAAUUGUAAAAUGGGCUAUUGAACUCGACUGAGUUACACUGAAUCUCUAAUUGUUUGUGUUCUGUUUUUUUGUCUCUUAAGGGUCUGCUGGUUAUCAAUCUUCGUCAAAUACCUUCUUAUUCUCACUGAAAAAUUACUACGGGUAUGGAUACUUCAAAGAGGACAUAACCAACGGCUACUAUAUCCACGCCAUUUACAGUCGAUAUAAUUAUGGUCCAACCUUUGGUGGGGGCCAUGAUAUGCAUAUUGCGGACAAUGCGGGAGGAAAUACCAACUCUUACUUUAAUUGUCACUCGUACCGCAGUCCCUAUUGCGACAAUUAUCUCUGGGUUGGAUCAAGAUACGGGAAUAAUUUCCGCCCAGAUGAGUUGGAGGUUUAUUAUGAAGUGCUUGCUUGA
Molecule: messenger RNA, 7579 nt
Organism: Porites evermanni
Lineage: Eukaryota; Metazoa; Cnidaria; Anthozoa; Scleractinia; Poritidae
Source: the annotation of a GenBank genome assembly